This is a messenger RNA of Racocetra persica, 332 nucleotides long. NCBI's taxonomy places the organism in Eukaryota, Fungi, Glomeromycota, Glomeromycetes, Diversisporales, Gigasporaceae. The record is from the annotation of a GenBank genome assembly.
UUUGGCUCAACUUCGGAUUCAUUUAUAUUUUCAUUUAAUGAUACUCUUAAUCCGACAAUGGCAACUUUGUCAAGAAUACAUGAAUCAUUGGAUGAUGAGGCUGUUUAUUUUUCUCAUAGUUAUGGCCCGUGUUUUGGUCAAAACGAUUUACAUAUGGUAGAUCAGAGUUGGAAUUGUAGAAAGACUAGUUACGAUCAUGAAAUAUUGCCGGGUAGGUCAAAUUUUAUUGCUGAUGAUUAUGAGGUAUUUAAGAUUGUAGAAAAUGAUGGAUUGAAAGAGAAAAAAACAGAAGUUCUAGAGGAACGUCUGAUGUUUAUACAUAGUUUUGAUGG